AUGAGGCGCCGCGAUGAGGACGUCUCGAGGGUCCUCAGCGCCCUAAAGUCGAGUCGUGAAUACCUGUCCUCGCUCACCGUGGCGAAGUACCUUGACGACCGCGUGACGGGACCGAGGGUCACACAGACCCUCGCCAAGCGGGCUCCCGUUGUUUUCGUAGACCCCGGCGACACGUUGGGCUCGAUACUAGACACUCUCGCGUCUCAUCGCAUCACUUCCGCCCCAGUCAUCGACCGCACGAAUGGAGCCUUCUCGGGCUUCGUCGACGUCCACGAGAUACUCGCCAUCUUCGUCCGCGCUUGCAGGAAGUGGUUGGUCCGAGGAAGCGGGUACGGUUCGGAGCUCGACAGGCCUCCCGUGACCACGAGCACGUCGGAGACGGUCGGCAUCAACCCUGGAAGGCUCAGAAACGAGGGAUACGGCGACAUGAAGGAGGCUGACCUGGUGUCAAACCUUCAGUCCACCCUCGGCGCGGGACUCUUCUCCCAGACCCUCAGGGCUGCCAGAGCGGAAAACCCGGUGCACGAACGCGGCGACGGCGAGGCCAUCUACCGCGGGUACAAGAACGCUUCCCUCCUCGCCCUGAUCAGCGGCGCGUUCUUUCACCCGCUGACGAAGCGCCCGCUCUCGCCGACGCACCCGCUCGCGUGCAACCACAGGGUGGGCGUGUACGACUGGGACCCCGCGUUUGACGACGGGUCCAAAAUCACCGACCCGAGCGAGUUUGAGAUUGUGUCCCAAUCCGAUCUCAUCCGCCACAUCCACGAGCGCAGGGACGACGUCAAGAUGACGCCCUUCUUGGAGCUCAGCGUGCGAGAGUGCGGCCUGCUCCGAUCGAGGCGCCAGACCGCCCACGCGUGGAACCAGCGAGAGGGGAACGGAAGCGGCGGUGACGGCUCCGGGUCGCCCACCGCUCGAACAGCGCACUCUCACGCCGUUCCGCCCGACCCGGGCAUCACCCUCCCAGCCCCGUACCACUACCGCGGCGUUCUUUGCGUAUCCGCCUCUGGAACCACCGCGCUCGAGGCGUUCGCGCUCAUGGACGCCGAGAGAGUGUCCGCGCUGGGAAUUUGCGACGACGAGUUCAAGAUUGUCGCCAACAUCUCCAUCAGCGACCUUCGAGGGAUGACGCCGUCGAAUAUUCAUAGGCUCUCGCUCAACGUCGAUGAGUUCCUGAGGCAGCAGAGGGGCAGCUUUUCCUUCGGUCGCGCGAUGGCCGAUAACCCCGGGCUCGAUGAAAUGAACGAGGUGGUCUGCUGCGGGAUCCACGCGACGAUCAGAGACGUGGUGGCGAGCAUGGUAUCGGCCCGGAUCCAUCACGUUUACAUCGUCAGCAGUGACGGGCACCCUCUCUCCGUCGUGACGCCGAGUGAUGUGCUGCGACUCCUAUCAGAAGAGCUCAUCGAGGGAUGA
Molecule: messenger RNA, 1413 nt
Organism: Micromonas commoda
Lineage: Eukaryota; Viridiplantae; Chlorophyta; Mamiellophyceae; Mamiellales; Mamiellaceae
Product: protein kinase
Exons: 1
Coding region: 1-1413 (470 amino acids)
Source: RefSeq, a predicted model, not a curated record